AAGUGUUGAAGUGGCGUCCGAGAUCCCCAAGGGCCAAGUCAAGUAACUAUAUAACAAUGUGGAAAGGUCACCUUUUUGGAAUUGUACUUUACCUUAUGAGUCAUCUGGUCUACAGCCAGUGCCCUAAAGAAUGCAAAUGCCUUCGAGAUGGUCAAGUGGACUGUUUCGGAGCAGAUAUUUUUGAGAUCCCACGUUCUAUCCCUCAGAACAUCAAAAACCUUCAGAUAAGAAGCACUGAAGUCACUGAAAUUGAAGAUGGUGUCUUGGAAAACAUGACAUCUCUGUUAAUCUUGAGAAUUGAAAAAAAUGAACUGUUAUCUGUUUUAGCUCCUAAUGCAUUCAACAACCUAAUAUCUCUGAGAUACUUAAGUUUGGCCAGCAAUAAACUGCAAGAAUUGCCUGGAAGUUUAUUUAAAAACCUCGCCAAACUGGAAACUCUCAUUAUAUCAAACAACCUGAUUAGUCAGAUUCACCCAUCACUUUUUGCUCCACUAGUUAACGUGAAGGAGCUCAACUUAUUGGGAAACAAUCUUCGAGUCAUACCAAGAGGAGCCUUUGAUCAGAUGAGUGGACUUUUAAAGCUGAAUUUAGCUAAAAAUAAUCUUACACGUCUACACCUCAAAACUCUGGAAAAAGUCACUAAGCUUCAAGCUUUGAGAGUGUAUGAAAAUCAGCUCAAAGAUAUCCCUGAAGGUUUACUGAAAACACUUACAAGUCUACAAGAAGUUGCACUGCAAAGUAAUCAGAUAAGUCAAAUAUCUGCUGAUAUGUUCUCCAACAACCCUAAUUUACAGAAAAUAUACUUAUCAAAUAACAUGAUCACAUCACUGCCCCGAGGAUUAUUUAUGAAUUUGCCAGAACUCUCUAAACUAACUUUAUUUGAAAAUUCCAUUAAACACAUUUCCACUGGGGUGUUUGGUCCAAUGCCAAAACUAAAGGAACUCUGGUUAUAUGAUAACUUCCUUGAAGAACUUGUGGAUAAUGCCUUCUCCAAUCUAACACAAAUACAAUUGCUAAUUAUAUCCAGAAAUAAAAUCCAGUCCAUCUCUGCAAAUGCCUUCAAUGGCUUAGAUGAGCUCCUGGAGCUUUCACUGCAUACCAAUGCACUAUCCACUUUAAAUGAAGAUGUUCUCCAGGGCAUGCCCAAGUUGCAGAAUAUUUCUCUUCACAGCAAUAAGAUUGAACAUCUUCCUGCAGGGAUGUUUAGAAACUUGGACACGUUAAUGACCAUACAGUUGCAAAACAAUUCUCUAGAGAACCUGCCAGAAGAAUUUUUGGACACUCUAACACAUGUAAAAGAAAUAAGACUGUUCAAUAACCCAUGGAAAUGUGAUGCUCACAUUUUUCCCCUGAAGAACUGGAUUACUCAUAAUCUGAUAAAACUUGGAAACCAAGGCCAGCUUGUGUGUAUAAGUCCUCCCUUCGUAGGUAUGCCCAUAGCUGAGCUAGAUGAAGAAGAACUAUUAUCUUUGGGAUCUACAGUUGCACCAGAAGAGGAACAAACAAUAUCUAUUUAUGAAGAAAGUACUACUGUCCCUGUCACAAAGUUCUGAAGAGCCCAAACAUGUUACCAGUACAACAAUAGCAGAAACAAAAAUAACAGGACAAUCUGGCAACUCUAUGAUGAUGAUAUUUUGGACACCACAGAAUCAGACAUAAUCACUAAAAAUAAAGAACGUGGUGGAAGCAGGCUGGUUGGAGUUGUUGCAGCAAUAAUUGUUUUAUGUUGCGUAGCAACUGUUUGUACAGUUAUUGCAUGUGUACUAUACCAGAGAAAGAAGAAGAACCAUGUUGUACUCAUGAGAAUGAAACAGCAGAAUGAAGCAUGAAGGAAAUUGUUCGUAAUGUUUAAUCACUGGGAAACAUUCUAUAGAAGCACUGUUUUAAGAUUGCUUCAGUAUAUUAGACUUUAUGGAAGGUACCUGAUUCUUGACCCUUGGAUCUUAAAUCAGCCAACAUUACCUAUUUUUCACAUGGCUUAGAAAAUGUACUUUGCACCGAAGUACAAAUAAAUUCCACUUUAGGUUUGUCAAAUAUUCAUUUCAUACCAGUUUCAUAUAAUAAUUUUUAUCAAGCCGUAGAUAAGGAAAGAAGAAGGGCUAACCUCAUUCUCAUCACUGAUGGUACUACCACAGCUUUUUUUCAAAUAGAACAUUUUAAGUACUUUUAUACAACACCUCUAGAAUUUUUUUGGGUGGGCAGGUGUGAUUUUUAUUUUUUUACUUUGGAGUUGUGGUGAUCUUAUUACAUAUUAAUGUAUAUUAGAAGCUGACUGUAUGAAUGUAUAUGCAUUUCUUCAGUUUAAUAAAACUUCCUAGAGGCA
Bufo gargarizans (Asiatic toad) is the source of this 2323-nucleotide messenger RNA. Its product is annotated as leucine-rich repeat-containing protein 15-like. Gene Ontology annotation, molecular function: protein binding. NCBI's taxonomy places the organism in Eukaryota, Metazoa, Chordata, Amphibia, Anura, Bufonidae. The record is from RefSeq and is a predicted model, not a curated record. Gene Ontology annotation, cellular component: extracellular matrix.